CUGAGGCCGCCGCUAUGACAAGCUCCGCUUGCAACUGUAAUAUCUUAAUGUUCGUUUUUCGCGCGCUCUUUUUCCAGAGUGACAUGAGCAAAGAAUUUUCAUGGUUGUGUCCUUGGCAGACUAUUUAAAUGGCAGAUCAUAGGUCGUUUGGGUUAAUACUCUGAAGUUCAUGCUUAGCCAAGCAAUACAAUAAUACUUAGAUUCGUGAUCAGCUGUGGGAGUUGUGCUCGUUCAAAUCAUCCUCAAGAUGUUCGCGUGCAGAACAAGUGUAUCAUCCAAAGCUAGUCAUGUUAGGAUACGUCAGAUGGCAAUAUGUUUUUCUAGAGCAAUGUCGUCCGAACCAGCCGAUGAUGUUUUAUUUGAAUCAGCCCAAGAUAAAGGCAUAAUUGUUCUCAACAGGCCAAAAGCUUUAAAUGCACUUAACCUAAGUAUGUGUGAGAAAAUAUUUCCUGUUAUGAAAAAGUGGGAGAAAGAAAAAAGUAUGGUUAUAAUUAAAGGAGCUGGAGAGAAAGCUUUCUGUGCUGGUGGAGAUGUGAGAGCUAUUGCAGCAGCAGCAUUAAAAGGUGAUACUUGUGUAGGUAAGAACUUCUUUCGCUGUGAAUAUACAUUGAACAAUCUCAUUGGUACUUACCAGAUUCCAUAUGUGGCGCUGAUUCAUGGCAUCACAAUGGGUGGUGGAGUUGGACUUUCUGUGCAUGGAACGUACCAAGUUGCAACAGAAACAACUCUUUUUGCCAUGCCAGAAACUGCUAUUGGUUUGUUUCCUGAUGUGGGUGGAAGUUUCUUUCUCCCUCGUCUCGGCGGAAAAUUAGGGCUUUUCCUGGCUUUAUCUGGCCAUAGAUUAAAAGGAAAUGAUGUUGUAAAAGCUGGUAUUGCAUCUCACUUUUGUGAUAGUUCUAAAUUGCCUGAAUUGGAAAAGGCCUUAAUUUGUUGUACAGAUCCCCAAAACAAUGCUGUUAAGAUUCUUGAUGAAUUUUCCAAGAAAAGUUCUGGCAAUAAAGGUGACUUUAGCCUUGCUCCUUAUCUAAAGCAAAUUGAUCAGUGUUUCUCAGCAUCGUGUGUUGAAGAAAUCUUUCAGAAGCUAGAGAAAGAUGGAUCCGAAUGGGCUGUGAAAUUGUUGGACUCGUUAAAACAAAUGUCUCCUACAUCCAUGAAAAUUUCACACAGAGAAUUGCAAGAGGGUGCCUGCAUGAAUUUGCAAGAAUGUUUGAUUAUGGAAUAUCGUCUAGGUUGUCAUGCUUGUGAAGGUCAUGAUUUCAUUGAAGGUGUUAAAGCUCUUUUGAUUGACAAGGGUCGUAAACCAGAAUGGAAACCAUCUACCCUGGAAGAAGUUACACCAGACAUACUUGAUAAGGCAUUUGCUUCUUUACCACCAAGUGAAGAGUUGCAAUUAUAGUGUAUAUUCUGAAGUCAGUGAAUAUAUUAAAUAAUAUGACUUAAAUUUGUAGUUGUAUAACAGAGCACUUUGUAUGUAAAUGUGCAAAUUGAUUUGUUUCAUAACAGAAAUCCUUAAUUUCAAUGAUUGAAGGGGAAAACAUACAAAACAAAAGUUGGUGUUUGAAAUGUGGCACUAGAAAAUACACAUUUCUGCAGAAAUUCUGACUUUUAACUUUCAUUCAUUCAAAAAGAAAAGUUAUUUUGCAUUACUCUGAAAGGUUUUGAAAUUACAUAACUUGAAAUAGUGAUGUAAUAGUUUCAUGGAGUUGUGGUCAGAUCCGUUGCCUUCCAUUACUGGGACCAGGGUACAAUAAUUCAUGGUGAUCAUGUGGAAUUUGUGAUAGACAAACAGCACUAAGUUGUUUCAGGGAGCUUCGAUCCAUGCUUCUCGGUUCCCCAUUUCUCCAUCUUCUUUCAGUGUUUCAUCAACACCUUCAUAUCAGGUCAUUACACUCAUCCUGAAAAAAGAUGAAAGGCUUUGAUAAAGGAAUCGUAAUGCAGUAGGUAAGGUUCCACUGAAGUGCAGAUAAUCAUUGAUAGUGAUGAUUCCGAAAUAUCUUCUUGUAAAUACUUUAACUAUUAAAUAGUGUCAAAAGGUGUUUUUUUAGUGGGCUCUUUUUGGCAAAUUUUGAUAUUGCCAACACCUACUGACAGAAAAUGAAUACUUUGUUUUUGUGCCCAUUUUUCUAUUUUCAGAUCUUUGUAAGUAGCAUUUAAUUUUAAGAAUACUGAAGAAUAUUGUUAGGCAUUUAAAAUUGUACCUGCAGAGAUGUUUGGAUUUUUCUUUUAGGUUUUUUGUAUACAUGUCAGUGUUGCGUUUUCCCUUGAUGUGUCCUUUUCUACUGAAUUUUUUAUAAUAGUUAUUUCAAAACAAACAAAUUCAACUAACAAGUAAAAUUAUUAAAAAUAGUUCAUCAAUAAAAAUUAAUUUCCAGUUGCUAAUAUUAUAAUUUCCUUGAUAAUAUGAGAAUAUAUUUUAUUGAAAGUGUUGUAAAUUGAUAUUUGUUAUUUAAUUUGAAUUUUAAGUUUGAAUUUGAAGUAUUAAACACAUUAGUUUUCUUAUGCCUUGUAGAAUUGUGAUCUGAAAUUUGAAUUUGUAUUUGAGAAGAUUGAAGAAAACCUUCUUUUCAGAAUUAUUGGAUAAACACAAACAAUUCAAGACUUCUAAGAUAAUUUUUGUGUAUUCUACAAAUUUUUAUUUUUAAAACAUUGUACUGGAACUGAUGUUUGGGUUUUCAGUGCCUAUUGCAAAAUUAAUUGUUGCUGCCCUGAUAAAGGCAUGAGAGAUAUUUUAUAAAAGUUACAUUCGUAUAAUUUUGGAAAAAAUAAAUGAAUACAGCCAAAUAAAUUUUAUGUUAUUUUAACAGUGCAAUUAGUGCUAUCUGUUAUGAACAUUUGAAGAAAAUAUUUGAAACCGGUUUUGAGAAAAAAUUAAAAUACAGAUUUUUUCUUCCCAUAAAAUUUGAUCUUCAUAGGGUGUUCUUACAUAAUGGUCAUGCACAUUUUUAAAUAUUUGAGUAGUUUUCGUGCGAUAUUGCCAGCAAUAUGUGCAAUUAAAAAAAAAAAACACUCAAAAUUUUUUGUUCAACUUUUGAUAUGAGAUGCCAUAUUACUCUUUUGUG
Molecule: messenger RNA, 3059 nt
Organism: Gryllus bimaculatus (two-spotted cricket)
Lineage: Eukaryota; Metazoa; Arthropoda; Insecta; Orthoptera; Gryllidae
Source: the annotation of a GenBank genome assembly